Molecule: messenger RNA, 1212 nt
Organism: Acanthosepion pharaonis
Lineage: Eukaryota; Metazoa; Mollusca; Cephalopoda; Sepiida; Sepiidae
Source: the annotation of a GenBank genome assembly
AUGACUCCUCACGUUGCCAACGCAUUUUUCUUCUUUUCGUCUCUUUCUGGAAUUGGAAUUCAAAAUCAAGAUAGAAAAGAAAACCGAAUCGACAAUUUUUCGUUUCGGUUGGUCUCUUAUCUAUCAUUCCUCCAUUUCAGGAUGUUUCUGACUGUCUCAAUCAAUUCAUAUCUGCCCCCCCUCUCUCUCUCUGUAACCCUGUCUCUCUCUCUCUGUAACCCUGUCUCUCUCUCUCAGAUUGCUCUCUCUCUCUAUACCAGUCUCUCUCUCUCUCUAUAUAACCUUAUUGAAACAGAACUCUCUUUUCUCUCUCUCUCUUUUUUUUUCUCUCUCUGCUCAUUUCUCUCUCUCCCCUUUCUCUCUUCCUCAGAAUGGUCUCUCUAUUUUCUCUCUCUCUGUUUCUCCUCUCUCUCACUUCUCUCUCUCUCUGUUUCUCUCUCUAUAUCCCUCUCUCUCUCUAUCUCCCCAACCUCUGGAUUCUCUCUGUUUCUCUCUCUUUUUCUCUCUCUCUGUUUUUCUCUCUCAUUUUUUCUUUGGUCUUCCUCCUACUCCCUGAAUCUCUCUUUUUCUCUCUUUCUUUCUCUGUUUCUCUCUUUUUUUAUUCCUCUCUCUUUCUCUCCUCCUCUGGCCUCUUUCUCUCCUCCUCUGGCCUCUUUCUCUCCUCCUCUGGCCUCUUUCUCUCCUCCUCCCUUUCCCCUCCUCUCAGCCCUCUCUCCUCUUUCCCCCUUCUCUCCUCCUCCUCCUUUCCCCUCCCCAACUCCUCCUCCCCAGCCCCCUCCCCUUUCGCUCUCCUCCUUUCCCCUUCCUUUCCAGCUCCCUUUCGCCUUUUCCUUUUCGCUCCUCCUCCCUUUUCCCCUUUCAGUCUUCUUCCUUUCCCUCCUUUUUCCUCCUUUCGCUUUCUUUCCCUUUCCUUUCUUUUCCCUUUCGCUCUCUUUCCUUUCCUUUCUUUCACUUCGCUCUCUUUUUUUUCGCUCUCUUUCCCUUUCGCUCUCUUUCCCUUUCGCUCUCUUUCCCUUUCGCUCUCUUUCCCUUUCGCUCUCUUUCCCUUUCGCUCUCUUUCCCUUUCGCUCUCUUUCCCUUUCGCUCUCUUUCCCUUUCGCUCUCUUUCUUUCCCUUUCGCUCUCUUUCCCUUUCGCUCUUCGGUAUUCCUUGAUCGAGCAACCGGUACUGAAAGAGAAAACUCGUACUUUGCAAACUAUACUGGUUACUUAA